Dioscorea cayenensis subsp. rotundata (Guinea yam) is the source of this 959-nucleotide messenger RNA. RefSeq names its product peroxisomal membrane protein 11C-like. Gene Ontology annotation, biological process: peroxisome fission; regulation of peroxisome size. The record is from RefSeq and is a predicted model, not a curated record. Bases 119 to 826 code for a protein of 235 amino acids. Gene Ontology annotation, cellular component: peroxisomal membrane. Lineage: Eukaryota; Viridiplantae; Streptophyta; Magnoliopsida; Dioscoreales; Dioscoreaceae. The transcript has 8 exons.
UUAAAAAAAAAAUCUGCAUUUUUUAUGUUUUAUCUGCUUUUCAUAUCCUUCACAGUUCACAAAACACUGCCAUCUUCUCUCUACCUAGCUCACUGUACCAGACUCUUAAGAAUAGACGAUGAGUACAUUAGAUGCGACGAGGGCCGAACUCGGUCUUAUUGUUCUUUAUCUCAACAAAGCCGAAGCCCGGGAUAAGAUUUGCAGAGCCAUUCAAUAUGGUUCUAAAUUCAUAAGCAAUGGACAGUCUGGAACUGCACAGAAUGUCGAUAAAACAACUACUUUGGCAAGAAAAGUUUUUCGACUUUUUAAAUUUGUUAAUGAUUUGCACUCUCUUAUAAGUCCACAUCCUCAAGGAACACCACUUCCUCUGAUUCUACUCGGAAAGUCGAAGAAUGCGCUGUUAUCGACUUUCUUUUUCUUGGAUCAAUUUGUGUGGGCAGGAAGAACAGGAAUUUACCAGAACAAAGAGAAAGUCGAACUUAUCGGCCGGAUAUCUCUUUUCUGCUGGAUGGGCUCCUCGAUUUGCACUAGCCUUGUGGAGUUGGCAGAGCUCGUUAGGCUAUCGUCAUCGAUGAAAAAACUAGAGAAGGAUCAGAAUGAAAGCGAUAAAUACCAAAAUGAGCAAUACAUAAACAAGCUUAAACAGUCAAAUGAAAGGCUACUAGCUCUUAUUAAAUCAUCGAUGGACAUCGUUGUUGCAAUUGGACUGCUUCAAUUGGCACCAAAGACGGUGAAUUCCCGCUUCACCGGCGCAUUUGGAUUCGUAACAUCACUGAUAUCUUGUUAUCAGUUACUUCCUUCACAAACAAAGGCCAAGGCACAAUGAAGAUGAUAAUUUGUGUCAGUAAUAUCACUGUAUAAAUGAACCGAUAUUGUUAUGAAUUUCAUGCUCUGAAUACUGUGAAUCUUGCUCUAAUUACAAUUAUAUUGAUAAAUAGAUGGUGUGUUUUUAAGAGAUU